AUGCUGCUUCGUCCUCCUGGAACGGCCCUCUUUAAAUUCGUCCUUCCCAAUAGUGAUGAGGUUGUAUGUGAAGCCCUUCCCAAGAUUGGAACCGAGAAAGAGGAGGAAAUACAGAAUAUUAUUCACUUCAAAUGGGAUGCACCAAUAACAGAGGAUCCUCAGUGUGUGUUUGAUAAGACAAGUACAGAUGUUAGCAGUGCAGAUGAUGAAGGACCCACAGAUCCUCGAUUUAAAGAAGAUUGGGGAAAGUUGAAGUUGUCUUGGUUAAUCGAGGAAGAUGAGGUUAACGUGAAGGAUGUCCUUAUCGAGUUCUAUGAAGUCCUUAUUGACCUCUUUGACUCAUAUGCCUUCCUGGGAAUACCAAGUGAGGAGGAGAGUGUGACAAUAUGA
Molecule: messenger RNA, 390 nt
Organism: Perkinsus marinus ATCC 50983
Lineage: Eukaryota; Perkinsozoa; Perkinsida; Perkinsidae
Exons: 5
Coding region: 1-390 (129 amino acids)
Source: RefSeq, a predicted model, not a curated record